Messenger RNA from Xenia sp. Carnegie-2017, 2309 nucleotides. RefSeq lists its product as uncharacterized. Lineage: Eukaryota; Metazoa; Cnidaria; Anthozoa; Malacalcyonacea; Xeniidae. The transcript has 5 exons. Bases 335 to 1282 code for a protein of 315 amino acids. The record is from RefSeq and is a predicted model, not a curated record.
AUCAAAACACAAGGCAGGACGAGUCCUUGCAGUAUGUUUUGCUCCUAUUGGUAAAUGUUUUGCUGUUUUGUGUUGCUGCGUAUGUUGUCCUUUUGCGUGCUGCAAGGGGUUAUGGGACGCAUUUAUCUAUGGUCCCAAGAAAUAUCGAAAUCAACAAUUAUUUUCACAAAACCACGAAAAAUUUGAUUUUCAAAUUGGAGAUGUGCUUGAAGAUAAAGAAAGACAGAUUGUUUUGUUGGAGAAGGACGUAAAAAAUGGAGACAUAGAGCUGAAAAGACUACGUCAAAUCCACCCAACAACUUCAAUAGCAAAAGAAACUCAGACUGUGUUCUCUAUGGGCAACGAUGACGUCAAUCAUAUGAAUGACGCACAAUAUUUAAAUGAGGGAUUCAUGGAUAGCUGUGAGAAUAAGCGUUGCGUAUUAGAAAAACAGAAAGUCAGUCAGUAUAAAGUCUUUCAUCGUAAAUUAGAUUUCUCUCAUGUUGGCAGUAAGGUUGACAGUGGACUCGACAGAAGAUUUAGCAAAAGAGACAGUUUACCGUUGUUAGAAGAUAGUCAAAGACGUGAAUCUUCUGAUUCUCAGAUAUUCUUACUUCAAAAAACUUUAUCAGAGAGAGAUAAAGAGCUUGCAAAACUCAAGGCUCAACUAGCCAAACAACAUGAAUUGCCAAAUGAAGACGUGUCUAGUAAAACUAAACGUUUGACAAGUGUAAAUGAGGAACCUGGCUCAACAGGAGUUAACAAUGUAAACAAAAUUGCCAUAACAAUAGAAAGCUUUGAUUUUGACAACGAUCUAAAAAUUAAUGCUGAUGAUUUAAGUGAAGAAAUUAAUAAAAGAGAAAGUCCCAAUCCGGAGGAAAAUAUAAAGAAUGAAGAAGAAAAAAUGGGGGUAUUACAGGAUCAAGCAAAACUUAAAGAUAACAAAGAAAAUAGAAAUGAAGUAAUAGUGAACACAAGUAAGCAAGAAGUUACAAAAGAUAACGAAACGCAAUUUUCAAAUAAUGUUGAAAGCAUUCCUCAGGUUGAUGUUUCAAGUUUCAAAACAGAGAAAGUCGAAAAUGAAGAGAAAAACGGCGAAAAAUCUGUUAGCAAUGCAAUACAGAGAAGUGAUCUUCCAGAUAAAGAAAUGGAAAAUGAUGAAUCAACGCUAUCAACAAACAAAUAUGAAUCAAAGAGUAAAGAUGGCUAUAUUAAGUCCAGAAAUGAUGUGAAGAUAUUUAAUGCACCAACAAAUUGGUCACACGUCAAAUCUCGUAUCUUUGAUAACAACGAAAAUAAUUAAAAGUCAAGCCAGAAAUAAGACGACUUUCAUUCAAAGAUGAUUCAAAACAUGACUCAAAUGUCUCUCCUGUCGAUUACUCUUAUGUGAAGACACGACUAUACGAUACAACUGCAACGUUUAGACGAAAAUCUAAAGUUGGAUUUGAAGAUGAUACAAACACAACCAACUUAAACGAUGACACAAAAAAAAGGAAUGCAGUAAAGAUUUUUAAUUCUUCACAAGAUUACUCUCAUAUCAAGUCUCGAUUGUUUGACUCAAGUCAAAUAAACUCGGAUAAUUUAUUGAAACCUUCAACCAAUAAUCGUCGUAAAUCUAAGAUUGGGAUCGAUGGAGAAAAAGAAUCAAAUGAUUUUACGAAAAGGAGAGAGAGUGAAAAUGCCUUAAAACUGUCACCAAGCAACAGGCGAAAAUCAAAACUUGGUUUCGAUGACGAAAAUGAACAUUUAUCAAGAAGACGAUCUAGUGUAAAAAUUUUUAAUGCACCUGUUGACUACUCUUAUGUCAAAUCUAGAUUAUUCGACGUAGAUGGAUCAACCAACAGAAGAUCAUCUCAAAUUAAUCAACAGAACGGUAUUGUUACAAAAGAUUAUAGCGAAUCAGGUCAAUAAAAUUCCAUAAAAUUCUCGAAAAUGUCAAGAAUAACGCACCAAAAGAAUAGUUAACGUUGUGUUCUCAUAAAUGAUAUUUUUUCACUCGAGUAAACACAAAUAAAAUAAAAAAUAGUUUCAUGAUUAACGAACAUCCAAGUCUACGUUCUGUGAAAACUUGAAAACUGUUUUUAGUUUUUUAAAUUUACAUCAAAGAUUUUAUUUGGUUUUGCACAAACUUUACUGUAUUUUCCAACUUAUGGAAUUAUUUUCAAUUAUCUAUCACAACAACUGGCCAAAAUUUGAACAGUUUUAAUGCUCUUUUAAUUUUAAUGUACAUUAAAAUACAUAUGUAUAAAAUGUAUAAAUGCACUUAUAAUACAUAAAUCAGCACGAAGGUUUUUGAAGGUAACAAGAUUUUACAAAGUUCAAAUUGAAAA